UGCAGGAAAGCAGUAGGUGACAGCAAAACUCCUCCUUUUCUCGCAGUGAUCAGGAGUGCUCUGUGGUGAACAUGGCAGAUGCAGAUUAAGGUCCAGGGGGCUGCCGCCGCCUCCUCCUCACUAUACAACUUGUUGGCUGCCCAGCAAUUUCCCGUGUCGCUGGCUGGAGAGGUAGCUGGCCGGGGAAGAGCAGCCGGGUUCGGGGCUGUGUGUGUGUGGUGGGGAAGAGAGGCGCCCUGGGCUGUGUGAUGAUCCGGGUAUGGAGGGCAAGCAGGGGGGAGCAUCUGGGGCCGCUGCUUUGCUGCUGAGCCGCUCCGGGAGCCGCGGGGCACAGCAGGGACCAGCUGCCAGGCGGCGUGCCAGCCACUGCUGCUGGGCUCGGGGGCGGCGUGUCCCCCUUCCCAGGGCGGCGGCGGCGGCAGCGCUGGGCUGGGUCUGAUCGCUCCUUGCAGUGCCGCUCGCUGCCGCGGCGCUUAUCAGCUCAGCGCCCUUCCUCUGCGCGGCAGGCAGGGGCGGAGGGCGCACACGGGGGGAAAGGGGGCGCCGAGCCGGCCAGGGCCAGAGAGCAGCAGCCAUGCUGCCCGGGGUGGGGGUGUUCGGCACCAGCCUCACCGCCCGGGUCAUCAUCCCGCUGCUGAAGGACGAGGGCUUCUCGGUCAAAGCGAUUUGGGGCCGGACCCAGGAGGAGGCGGAGGAGCUGGCCAAGGAGAUGAGCGUCCCCUUCUACACCAGCCGGAUAGACGAGGUCUUGCUGCACCAGGACGUGGACCUGGUCUGCAUCAACCUGCCGCCACCGCUCACCAGGCAGAUCGCGGUCAAAACCCUGGGCAUUGGAAAAAAUGUUAUCUGUGACCGAACAGCAACUCCCCUGGAUGCCUUCAGGAUGAUGUCUGCGGCACAUUAUUACCCCAAGCUCAUGAGCAUCAUGGGGAACGUUCUCCGCUUCCUGCCUGCCUUUGUGAAAAUGAAGCAGCUGAUUCAGGAGGGCUAUGUGGGGGAGCUGCUGGUGUGUGAGGUGCAGGUGCACAGCGGAAGUCUGCUGGGCAAGAAGUACAACUGGAGCUGUGAUGACCUGAUGGGGGGCGGGGGUUUGCACUCGGUCGGUACCUAUAUCAUCGACCUCUUGACCUUCCUCACCAGCCAGAAGGCUGUGAAAGUGCAUGGGCUGCUCAAGACCUUUGUGAAACAGACAGACCACAUCAAGGGAAUACGUCAGAUCACCAGUGAUGACUUUUGCACGUUUCAAAUGGUUCUGGAAGGAGGGGUGUGCUGCACUGUGACCCUUAACUUCAAUGUCCCCGGGGAAUUCAAACAGGAUAUUAUUAUGGUAGGUUCAACUGGUCGACUGAUUGUAAUAGGCACUGAUCUGUAUGGGCAGAGCAACAGCUCUCCUCAAAGAGAGCUCCUUCUAAAGGACUCUAUGCCAGUCAGCAACUCCUUACUGCCUGAGAAAGCAUUCAGUGAUAUCCCAUCCCCAUACCUUCAGGGCACUAUUAAGAUGGUACAGGCCAUCCGGCAAGCGUUUGAGGACCAGGAUGACAGGAGAACCUGGGAUGGGAGGCCCCUCACCAUGGCUGCGACUUUCGAUGACUGCCUGUAUGCCUUGUGCGUAGUGGACACCAUUAAAAAGUCAAAUCAACUAGGGGAAUGGCAGAACAUUGCAAUCAUGACAGAAGAGCCUGAGCUGAGCCCUGCAUACCUGAUCAGUGAAGCCAUGCGUAGGAGCAGAAUGUCUCUGUACUGCUAGCUUCACUCAGCUCUUAGAAAGGAAUUGAAACAACACAGCUCUUAAAGAAUAAUUCAGACAGCAUAAGGAUUUGGACAUAUAAAAGUUUGACAAAUUUGGUGUUUAAACCAACUAAACUAGUUGGUGCCUCUAUACUACGGUGAUGGGAGCAUUAGAAAUGCCUAAGCUAGACAGCUGGAAAUGAGAAUUGUUUAAGGGCUGACCUAAAUAACUCGUGUUAACUGUUUAGCAGCAGUAUUAACUGUCUGGAUAGCGAGAUAUCAUGGAAUCAGUCUCCUGCAUGGAAGUGCUUAGCUGAUCCAGUUGUGUUUACUGUGAAAGUUCAGGAAGGUCCUUUUUGACUUACCUGUCCUGCCAGAGGGCUGUGAAGGCUCUGUCAUGUCAGAGAGUCUCCUGUGGCAUCUGACGUGAAGAGUUCCUACCAUGCCAGCUGACAACACCACACUGUACUACUACAUUACUAACGAGUUCUUAGAAUAAGAAGACUUGGUGUGACCAAGUGUCAUGUGACCUGGACAAACUUGGCAGCUCAAUUUUCAUAGUUUAUUCUGAGGGUUUUUUUUUAUUUUAUUUUUUUUUAACACAAUUAAGUAGGGAACAUUGUGGCUUUUGUAAACAAGUCCGUCUCCAACAGCAGCUCAUAUAACUGUGGGGGAUUGGGAAAGCAUUCUACAAGCUCAUGUUAAGUUUCAAUGUUAGCUCUACAGAUGUGCUCAUAAAGAAGGCUUGUGCAAAACGUUCAUCAGCAAAAUCCAGGCCAUGUGACACUCUCUGAUUUGGGGUUUGUUACACAGCCAAAACUUGGGCCAGGUUUACACACUUCCUGUGAGCCUGGGAUUGAGUUCUGAGUGAACCGGGCUCGAAUUAUGGCAAAGAAUAUACAAAACUAAGUGGGCUUCUACCCGAAAGCUAUGUUUUGCGUUUUUGUGUUUUUAAAUGUAUGUGAACCUCAACCUAAACGAAAAAAUCUGCACCAGCCACCAAGUUCCACGUUGCUCAGCCCAGAAGCUUUCAGCUCCUGAAAAUGGAAGGUCUGAAUGAUAAACCACAAAGAAUGAGAAAAAUUCUUAAAGAUUUGCAGGGAAAAAAGCAAAAACCUCCUUACCUGCCUAAAGUCAACAGCCACAGGUACUGUGCUGACUGUUCCCUUUGUCAUCAAUGCAGGAACUGACAAAUGGUCUCUGGUUUACUUAUCCUCUUUGUCUUUAAUGUCUUAGGCCCUGCUCUUGCAAACAUUUUAUGCGGAUGCUUGUGAAUUGUCCUGGUGAGCUCUGUGGGACUCCUCUUGUGCAUUAAGCUACUCACGUGUUCACGAGUUUGCAGCAUCGGGGCUGCAGCUAUGGAAAAUAACACAACAAAAUGUAAUCCCCAAAAGAAUACAAAGCAAAAUUACAUUUGUCUUAAACUAUAGCAAAACGACUUGUUUUGGUUAAUCUGAUUGUGGGGGGCGGAGGGAAACCUCUUAGAAGAUUUAUGCUAUAAGGAUUGGGAGAGAAAUUUUGAACCUUUUUCUCAGGGACACCAGGUCAGUAUACUAAUUAAUUGUUUAGAUUACAAAAAUUAUGAUUCUUUACAUAAAAAAAAAUGUUUACAGCUGAGUCAUCUGUAGGGGUGCUUAGAGCUCCCUUAGGAAUCCUGCUACUGACCCCUACCUUAUUACCUUGGUCUCUUGACUGCUAUGGUCUAGGCUUUAGUGCUGCAUUUACUGAACUGGGAGAGCAAUGCUAAGUACAAAUUUUAUUAGAAAAAAUAUGUAAAAUCCUAGAUAUUUGUGAACUUUCAUGACUUUUUUUACUGAGAUCUAUAAAUAGCGUGAAUAAUGGAGGAAAAAGGUCAUACAGUUUGUUUAAAUAAUAUUGUGAAAUGAAUCAGUCUAUUGGAUGAUUACUGUUUGACCAGCUCUAGCAAUUGUAUCUGUUGUUUACUGCUUCUGCUAGAGCCUUGGGCAAGGAUGCAGGGCUUCUCCUGCCAGGGUCUCAAGUUUCUAUUUUUUUUUCCAGUUGUUUAAAAUUAUUCCUUGGAAAAUAAUUGUCAAUGAAGUAAUUAAGCAAAUAGGAAAUAGCCAAGAUUACAAUCGUCGUUGCAUACAACACUAUUCCUUUAUUUAAAUAAACCUGCUAUCACACACACACCCACACACAACCCCACCAGAGGGACAGUCAGAUCAAAAACUAAAUCUUUCUUAGCAAAAGAAUGAUGUUAAUCAGAGAGGGUCAAGAGACAUAUAUUGAUUUUUUUUUUUUAAUGCAGUAUGGUGUAAUCUCCUUACUGAGGACAAAGGUAGAGUCAUGGAUGUAGGAUAAAGUGGAUGACUAAGGGACAGAAAAAUCAAUGACAGGGAGCUAGGUAUGAUAAACCAAGUCUGAUUAAAAAAAGCAGAACAAAAAACACCAUUCCAAACUGUCCAAAACCUGAAUUAAAUCUGAACCAAAAUAUUUUUUAGUUUCUCUUCAUUUAUUAUUUGCAUUGUGGUAGGGUUACAGAGCUCUAGUCAUGGACCAGGACCCCAUUGUGCCAGGUGCUGCACAAAAUUUAAUAUCUUUGCCAUCUAUAUUUUUAACGUUUGUGCCUCUCUGCAGUUUUUAUGGUUCUGGCUGAAAGCAUAAGUGCUGGAAUCCUGGGCCUUGUUCCUGCAGUGAGCUCCAUGCAGGCAGAACACGGAGUCCUACUGAAUUCAGUUUUUCUGGCCCUGAGCUGAAAGCUUUCAGGUGGUGUGCAUCACCCUUCCUCUCCUUAGCCUUAUUGGUUCGGAUACUGCAAUUUGCAGAGUUUAACUCUAACUGGAGUGCAACUGGUGACUGCUUGCAGUCAGGAUUGAAUGAAGUUUUUGUACUUUCCAGGAUGUAAGGUGAGAUGAAAUACUGCUAUCUGGGCAAGGUUUUGGUAGCAUCAGAUGUAAAUAUAUUAAGCUGCCAUCUGAAUUAAAGGAACAAGUGACUAGUUUAUUUGUAGAAUGUGUCUUAAUAUUCCAAUAAAAUCAUGACUUACUCUAUACUAGGGCUAUUUAGAUUUGCACUAUCAAACCCUCAUUAUUUUUGGGACAGUUUGAAGUACAUUGAGCAGAAUGCUGCAUCUGACCCCUGGAGUUCACAUCACAUUUAAGAAUUUGGCCAAUGGUUAAAAAAGGUUUACAGUAUUUAAUUUAAAAGAAUCCCUGGUACUGUACCAAUAUAUUUGGAAUAGCAGUUUUAAUGCUACUCUUUCUCUAGUGCAGGGGUGGGCAAACUUUUUGGCCUGAGGCCCACAUCGGGGUUGCAAAACUGUAUGGUGGGCCGGGUAGGGAAGGCUGUGCCGCCCCAAACAGCCUGGCCCCCGCCCCCUAUCCGCCCACUCCCACUUCCCGCCCCCUGACUGCCCCCCUCAGAACCCCGACCCAUCCAACCCCCCAUGCUCCUUGUCCCCUGACCGCCCCCUCCCAAGACCGACUGCCUCGACCCUUAUCCACACCCCCGCCCCCUGACAGGCCCCCUGGGACUCCCAUGACUAGCCAACCCCCACCCCCCUUCCCCGUCCAGUGACCGCCUCCCUUACCCCCAGAACCUCUGCCCCAUCCAACUGCUCCCAGUCCUCUGACUGCCCCCUGGGACCUCCCGCUCCUCACCCCCUUACCAUGCUGGAGCCAGCCAUGCCGCUGCGCUGCCCGGUAGGAGCAGCGGGCCAGAGCGCUGGCGGCGUGGCAUGCUGAGGCUGCGGGGGAGGGGUGACAGCAGGGGAGGGGCUAGGGGCUAGCCUCCCAGGCCAGGAGCUCAGGGGCCGAGCAGGAUGGUCGCGGGCCGUAGUUUGCCUACCUCUGCUCUAGUGCCACAAGAUUUGAGCUCCUGCUAGAAUUGGUUCAGACCCAGUUAUUCAAAUCCAGGCUACUAUUUAAUGUACAGUAGCCUAGAAGUAACCUUGUGCACUUGCUAAAUCAAAAAUAAUCUUGUUUUCUAGGGCUGCUGUUGGAGAGGCUCUUUCCUUUGCCAUUCGUUACUUGUGUACCUGUGAUAUUAAAAAUUGUGAUCUGCCGCCAAAGAGGCAGAGAGCCAAAGCAAUGCUCAUUAAGAGGCAGGUUAUGCCUGGCAGUAAAUUCAGUAGAAAGAUUCCCAUUGACUCCAUGUGGAGUUGGAUUGGGCUCCAAGUGAACAAGGAGGUAAAUGGAGUGCAGCCCCUCCUCAGAUCCCUGUGUAGCAGCAAGGCACAAUUGCAGUCCUUCCAUGUGCCCCAUAAGUUUCAAGAUACCCCAAGUGGGUGAGAACGUGGGUCCAUGGCCCUGUAUACACUAGCCAGCAGAAUAAGCUGGCCAUGCAAGUGAAGUAUAGUGUAACCCCUGGACGGGUGUAACAAUAGGUGCACUCUGCCUGUGUGUCAGGGAGCUUAGGAAGGAGUCAUGUUUUCCUAAGGGCAAAAUUCCUCCCAGAACUCCCUCUGGAGCUGUGCCCCAAUGCAGGGCUCAGUUAAGCCCUAAACAAUAUUAGCAAUCUCAAGCUUUGGGCUUUCCCAUAUCUCAUAUCCUGCACAUGGCUAGAUUAGUAGCAUUCAACUUAUAUAGUUAGAAAAUAUCUAUGUAUAGAUAAUACGUUCUUACCCGGGAUCCCUCUAUGGCAUAGAGUCAAUGCAUGCACAGACAAGCUCAGACUCAGUAUGAGUUUCUGCAAAACUCAUCUUAACCUUUGGCUGAAAGCAUGAGAAAUUCCUGUCUAGCUAGCUAAGCAAUCAAAGGCACUCUCCACUUUGUACUGAUUUUUUUUUUCUUUUCUCAUCUCUUCAAUAGCUUUUGAAUUACAGUGACCACAGAAGAGAAGGGGUAUCCCUAUCUCUGCUCCACAUUGUCCUGGCACGUAAACUAUUCAAUUCUGGCAUUAUCCUGUUUAUUUUUAUGUCCUUGCAACUAUAGCAAAAACCAACUAAAAAUGACUGCUCUGCUCAAAAAUUAACAUUAUUCUUAGCUAAUUUUAUUUCACAACAAAAGACAAACUUAGCAUCUCCAUUGCAUCUUUGCAGAGAUCCAUAAAUGACUGCUGACAGCAAUGCUUGUCACUGGAAGUUUUUAGCCCUGGACUUCUAGAUGUUGUUGUAAGUAUAAUACACUGAGUGUAAUCUGUUCAUUUUGUACCUACAAGAGUUUAAAAGCAUCUAGCAGACCUUGGGCUUUGUGCAGCUAUUUAAUGCAUUGGCUUAACACUCUUACCUCCUUGAUGGGCAAGUGAUAUGCCCUUAAAUAGCUGAAAAGUUCAACACUGAACUGUUUGACCUCUAAAGAUGGCUUUUGGGUAUUAAGGACUAGCUGUGAGAUGGCAGGCUUAUGCAGGAUAGAAGGUUCUGUUGGUGUUGUACUUGUUAAAAUUGGAAGCAAAAUCUGUACAUUUCGCAGAUGAAGAAUGAAUGAAUAAUCUUUAGUCCUGUUCACUUAAAAUUCUCUCCUUGCUGUGGAUUUCUUAACCUACAAGGUAGAUUCCAUUAAAUAACAAUGACGUCCAAAACCACCCACCCCCAAAUCCCCACUUCCUUCGUGCAUGAAAGGAGGAAUUUUAAAUAGAUAGGACUGUACAUAAGGCAGCAUUCAUGAACCCACCCAUACCUGAACAACUGUCUCUUUCUUGCUGCUGCUCUGAUGCCAAGCAUUUGAAACACAGAAUGACCAGGAUUGUGCUAACAAGGAACCUGAAUUGUCUCUUCUUUUGGAGAGGAUGUUGCCUCUAAAUCAAAGUUGUCAUCAUGGCCAGAUCAGCACUGAAUUAGUUUUAACUGGGCCAGAUUCAGUCCUGAUAUAAACAGGUGCAAUUCUAUAGAUUUGUAUUGUCAGAGUCUGAAUUUGGCCCAGUGUGUUUCAUUCAUAUAUUGCCAUUGUUCUAUAUAGGAACUCUGGUUGAUUACAUGGACUUGGCUGUAGAUAAUCAAGGUUCUCCACUUCUGGUGUUGCAGUGCUAGCUAUCAUCUUUAGAAGAACUAAAAUAAGGAUUAACACAUUUACCAUAUGGUAUAUGGUUUUACAGUCCUUCCCACAGCCUUCUUUCUUUUUAACCAUCAAUCAAGCCCGCUGGUAUGGACUUUCUUUCUCAUCCCAUUGCAGGUCAUCAAGACAGGUAUCUGUUGAGAAAGGCAUCUUUUGCUUCCUCAUCAGGUUUGCUCUCACUCUAUGUAACACAGGGUAGGUCAGGUGGUUAAUUGCUGAUUUGAAGCUAAUCCCAAAGCAAAAAAUUGCUUUAGUAAAAAUCCACUAAAUUCAAAUAAAUUAAAUUCCCAUGGCCCAGCUAGGACAGACAGUAGCUCCCUGCUAUGCCUGGUUCAUGAAUGGUGCCCAUUGCUUCUCUUUGUACUGUCUGGUUGGGUUUUUUUUUUUUAAUCUUAAAAGCAAAAGUAUCUUCAGUUUGUUGCUAUAUCAAUAUUACAUAUAUUUAUUGUGUUUUUCAAACAUAAAUGCAAAGUGUGUGUAUGUAUAUAUAUAUAUAUAUAUAUAUAUAUAUAUAAAUGUCAGUGCAUGGACAUAUGUACAGUAGAUAUUUUAAAGAGCUAUUUAUCAAGAAAAAAUAAGUGUUAUAAAGUAAACAGAGUCUAUAUUUUAUAUAUAAUGUAGAUAGCAAAAAAAUAGUGUUUAAAUUCUAGUAGGACUUUUUUUUUUUUAAAGAAAUGGACAGUGACGGUUCUAGCAUUUUAACAGCCAAACUACUUUGUAAGGAAGCUGCCAACUGUGUUUCUCAGUUGCCACAAUAUCUGUCUCUUCUCCUGGAAGGUGAUGUGCAUUGUUCAUUUUAUAUUGCUUGGGGAAUGUAGUUAGUUAUACUCAGCCAAAUGGUAUGUGCUGCUUAAAACAUGGUUUCUGGCUGUUCUGCAUAUUUGCAUUGAUGGAAUAAAAGGAUCCUGAAUGGCAAAUAAAGACAUAAAAGGAGAUGA
Molecule: messenger RNA, 8617 nt
Organism: Malaclemys terrapin pileata
Lineage: Eukaryota; Metazoa; Chordata; Testudines; Emydidae
Gene: GFOD1
Product: glucose-fructose oxidoreductase domain containing 1
Exons: 2
Coding region: 575-1747 (390 amino acids)
Molecular function (GO): nucleotide binding
Source: RefSeq, a predicted model, not a curated record